Messenger RNA from Mercenaria mercenaria, 3755 nucleotides. RefSeq names its product transducin beta-like protein 3. The transcript is spliced from 23 exons. NCBI's taxonomy places the organism in Eukaryota, Metazoa, Mollusca, Bivalvia, Venerida, Veneridae. The record is from RefSeq and is a predicted model, not a curated record. The coding region runs from base 120 to 3692 and encodes 1190 amino acids. Gene Ontology annotation, molecular function: protein binding; U3 snoRNA binding. Gene Ontology annotation, cellular component: 90S preribosome; small-subunit processome; nucleolus. Gene Ontology annotation, biological process: endonucleolytic cleavage to generate mature 5'-end of SSU-rRNA from (SSU-rRNA, 5.8S rRNA, LSU-rRNA); endonucleolytic cleavage in 5'-ETS of tricistronic rRNA transcript (SSU-rRNA, 5.8S rRNA, LSU-rRNA).
GGCACAUGUGCGACUUCCGGGAAUAAAAAAAAUAUACUAUUUUUGGUCUCUAGAAGUCUCCCUUUAUAUUGUAAACUUUUGACAUUGUUCAUUUCCAACGUAAUGCCAAGUCUCAGACAAUGAGCCAGCUGAAAACAAGUUUUGGUGUGAAAAGUAAAUUUGAAGCAUUCUACACGGGUGGAAAAAUUCAGGUAUCAUCAGAUGGAGUGUACAUGUUUUGUGGGUGUGGCAACAGGGUCAAUGUUCUUGAAGUUGAAACUGGAAAGGUUCACAUCACGAUCGGCCAGGAGGAAGAUGAGGAAAUAACAAGCUUCUGUCUCACACCAAAUGAUCAGUAUGUCAUAUUAGCUACACAACAGCUGUUGUUACGGCAGUGGGACUGGAAGGAACAAAAACUUGUGAGAACAUGGAAGGCCAUACAUUUUGCACCAGUGGUAUCAAUGACAUUUGACUGUACAUCUACCUUGCUGGCUACUGGUAGUGCAGACUCAACCAUCAAAAUCUGGGAUGUAGAGAAGCAGUACUGUACACACAACCUACGAGGACACCAGGGUAUCAUUAGUAUUGUAGCUUUCCAUCCAGAUAUUUCACGAUUACUGUUAUAUACAGCUGGUGAAGAUUAUAAGAUACGGGUGUGGGACUUGAAGACAAGUAAAUGUAUCGCCGAGGUGGCAGCUCAUUACAGUCUUGUUACAUGUGUAGACUUCUCUGUUGAUGGAUCAAGUGUUUACACGACUGGUAGAGAUGGUGUAGUGAGAAUUCUUGAUACCGAAACACAUGCUAUAAGGAAAACCAUUCCAGUGUUUGAGGUUGUAGAAUCUGUUGUGCUUCUUCCUGAAAAUGUUGACUACCCAGCCAUUAAUGUAGAUGGUGAGAGUGUAUAUUUUAUAACAGCAGGUAAUAAAGGUAAUUUAAGACUAUGGAAUUCUGAUUCUGGAAAGUGUGUAUUCACAACUGACGCUGUACAUUCGACACAUCAGAUAAGUGUGGACACUUCGGCAAAACCAGACACCGAAGAUCAUCAGAAUAUUGUACAGAUGGUCUUUAACAAACAGAAGAACAAUAUUACUGUGGUUACAUAUGAUCAGAAUAUCUCUAUAUUAGGGCUGGAAAAGCUAAGGCUGCAGAAACAGUUUGCAGGUAACAAUGAUGAAAUCCUGGAUGUAAAGUAUUUCGGUGAGGAUGAGAAAUACGCUGUUGUUGCCACAAACAGUAUGCAUAUCAAAGUGUUUCAGCUGUCAAACUGUGAUUGCGAGAUCCUGUAUGGACAUACAGACAUUGUACUGAGUAUUGAUGUUGUACCCAAAGCUGACAUGUUUAUCAGUGGUGCAAAGGAUAGCACUGUGAGACUGUGGAAGAUCAACCCAACUUUGAAACAGGUGUCUUGUUUAGCUGUAGGUCAAGGUCAUACACAUGCUGUUGGUGCUGUAGCAAUGUCAAGAGCAAAACCCAAAUUUUUUGUAACCGGAAGUGAAGAUUGUACAUUGAAGUUAUGGGAGAUGCCAGAUGACCUUGACCCUGUGGUAACUAAAGAGAUGCAUGCUAAUGUAACUGAGAAAGCACAUGACAAGACGAUCUGUUCUGUUGUUGUUGCUCCUAAUGAUAAAUUUAUUGCUUCUGGUUCUAUGGAUAAAACUGCAAAGUUAUGGAAGGCAAGUAACCUAUCACUAAUUGGUGUUAUGAGGGGACAUAAGAAAGGUAUUUGGUGUGUGGAGUUCUCACCAGUGGAUCAGAUUCUGGCCACAUCCUCAGGAGAUGGAACAGUGAAGUUGUGGUCACUUGCAGACUUUUCCUGUGUUAGGACAUUUGAAGGUCAUGAUUGUGCUGUUCUCAAGGUCACAUUUAUCACCAGAGGAAUGCAACUGCUGACCAGUGGAACGAAUGGCCUUGUAAAGCUUUGGACUAUAAAGAAUAAUGAAUGUGUGAAAACUAUGGAUGAACAUGAUGACAAGGUCUGGGCAAUGGCUAUUGGAGAGGCAGAGGAUAGUUUCAUCACUGGAGGCGCAGACUCAAACCUGAUUAUAUGGAAGGAUGUUACAGAAACAGAACAGAAUGAGGUUAGGCAGAAACAGGAACAGUUUAUCUUACAAGAUCAAGAGUUGUCUAACUUGAUACAGCAGAAGAAAUAUCUGAAGGCAAUAGGAUUGGCUAUUACCUUGGAACAACCAUUUAGGCUUCUCAAUAUUUUGAAAGAGAUUUUAUCUGAGGAGGCUGGUGAUGAUAAACUGUAUAGUACACUGGAGAAACUCAGAAUGGACCAAAUUGAUGCGUUGCUGAGGUUUGCUGUAAAAUGGAACACCAACAGUAGACAUUGUCAUGAGGCGCAGGUUGUCCUUUCUUCAGUCAUAAAGAUGUAUCCUCCAAAACAGUUGAAGGAGCUUGGAAACCUGAAAUCUUCAGUGGAGGGACUACUACCAUAUACAGAGCGUCAUUUUAACAGGAUGACACGGCUAGUUCAACAGGCUAUGUUUCUUGAGUAUACCUGGCAGUGUAUGAAAGGCAUCAGUUCUAAUCAACCUGGAGCAGAACUGGAACCUGCCACCCUUGGAACAACAGCAGAUGCAGGAACAGCUGGGGAUAGCAGUGAUAGCAGUUCUGAAAGUGAACCUGAAUCAGUGACAGAAAAUAUACCAAAGGCAGCUAGUAAAGACAAGAAGGCGGAUAAAAGUGAAGACAAGUCGAAAUUAGUUGAAGCAAAACUACCUGCAGAUCAGCCAACCAACGAAUCCAGCAGCUCUGAAAGUGAUGAAGAUAUGGUUGAAACAAUUGAAAAAUCCUCAAAACAACAAAAGAAGCAAAGCAUAAGACUGAAACAGCAGAAAGAAGAAGUGACUAAAAGUAAAGAAACAUCAACAAAAUAUGACAGCAAAAAAGCAGAAAAACUGAAAAGAUUAGGUUUGUUACAGGAUACUGUAUCAGACAAUGUAAAAUCAGAUGAUAAAAAGGUAAAAUUAACAGUAUCACAAAAAGCUGAGUCAUCUGAAAGUGACGAGGAGUCUAACAGUGAAUCAGAAAAAGAAAAUGAUUUUGGUGUGAUGAAAGAUAGGCAAAGAGGUAUUCUCACUCCAGUACAGAAAAGAAACAAAGGUGGAGAGCAUGAUUCAGAAAGUGAAUCCGAUAGUGAUAGUGACGAAAAUGACACUUUGUCUAGUGCUGUAAGUGAAAAAGAAGUACACAGAACUGUUCAUGAGAAAGCAAGCACUGGAAAGAGACUUGAUAAAGGAAGCAGUCUAGAAGACUCUUCUGAAUCUGAUGAUAGUUCUGACUCUGAAGAAAGUGAAUUAGAAUCUGGUCAGUCAGCCAAAGCAGCUCCGAUGGAUAUGGAAGAUGAAGAGAGCAAAAGUGACACAGGAGGUGUAAGUGAAGAAAACAUCAAGAAAAACCUUUUUAAAGGAUAUAUCACCAGGGGAAACAUUAAAGGAUCUGGAAAUAAAACGGAGAAGGUUGAAAGUCAGGGUAAUAAGACAAGCUCUGUCCGAGGUGGACAAAAGAGGAAGAUGACAGACGCAUACACAGUGGUGAAGGAUAAAACCCCUAAAGUUGUUGACAUGCAGUACUUUAUUGAUAGGAAAGCAGAUAUAAAGACGAAGGUUAAAGAUGACAUUGGAAAUAAACAAAAACCGAGGCAGCAAAGCAGAAAAGUGACCAAGGCUGAUAAGCUGAAGAAACUUAAAAAACCUGCUGGAAGAUGAUAUAUCUCACUGAUUUUAAUGAUAUAAUGUAUUAGUUAAGCAUUGAAUAAAUGUUAAACUACA